AUGUCGCAACAAUUCCCCCAGCAAUAUCCUCAGCAAGGCGUGCCUGGACAGGAUGGCUUCGGUCAGCAGCCACCGCAACCACCUGCGGGUCAAAAUUAUGAAAACUACGAAACAAACAAUCCGCCGGGGGUGCAACCAGCGCCUGCUCCUGGUCCGGCUCAUGCUGGCAGGAAGAAGCGCGCCUAUGCGGGACAAGCCUACGAGUUCGGUGCCGGCGCGAAUGCUGCCCUAGGAGGACAACAACCCGCAGGCGGCGCUGCAUACUCUGGGUAUUCCGUCCAACAAGAUGCAGCAGGCUAUCCGCAAGGAGGGUAUCAACAGAACCCUGCAGCAGUGCAACAGACUGCAGCUCCUCUAUAUCCUGGCCAGGAGCCAUCAGCUGCAUUGGGAGGUUAUCAACCUCCCGCGCCGGCCUACCCUGCCCCAGGCGGUGUGGCGGGCAUGACACAACAGUUUGGCGAGAUGGACAUCUCUCAGAAGCCACCGAUCGCCGCUGCACCACAGCAGGCACAACGUGCUCCGGUUUUGAACCAGCUUUACCCGACCGAUCUCUCGAACCAGCCGUUCAACGUGGCGGAAUUGGACUUUCCACCUCCGCCAGUCAUUCUUCCCCCUAACACCAGCGUUACACCCUCACCCUUUGCGAACUGUCCUCCAAAAUUUGUCCGAUCGACGCUGAACGCCGUUCCCACCACUCAUUCCCUCCUCAAAAAGUCGAAACUCCCAUUCGCCCUUGUCAUUCAACCAUACACAUCCCUACACGACGUUGAAGAUCCUAUACCAGUAGUGCCAGAUCAGGUCAUCUCCCGUUGCAGAAGAUGUCGGUCGUACAUCAAUCCGUUCGUCACUUUCCUGGACCACGGGCAUCGAUGGAGAUGUAAUAUGUGCAACCUGACCAACGACGUGCCGCAAGCGUUUGACUGGGAUGCAGCGGCCCAGAAAAGUCUCGACAGGUGGCAGAGACCAGAUCUAAAUCAUGCGGUGGUUGAGUUCAUUGCGCCACAGGAAUACAUGGUUCGGCCUCCACAACCACUUGUUUAUCUAUUCUUGCUCGACGUCAGUUAUGCGGCAGUGUCGAGUGGACUCCUGGCAACAACGGCCAGGUGUAUUCGAGAGAGCUUGGAUCGGAUACCGAAUGCGGAUCGACGCACGCGCCUGGGCUUCAUCGCGGUCGACUCCAGUUUGCACUUCUUCAAUAUCCCUCGGGAUGGAACUGAGAAUGCCCAAACAAGCAUGCUAGUGGUUAGCGACCUUGAAGAGGCAUUCUUGCCCACUCCUGCUGAUUUACUGGUGACUCUGACCGAAUGCCGGGAAAAUAUCGAAAAUUUCCUGGAUAAGCUUCAAGAAAUGUUCCAGAAUACCCAGAAUGGCGCAUCCGCCAUGGGAUCUGCCCUUCGUGCUGGGCACAAGCUUAUCGGACCAGUUGGUGGGAAAAUGACUGUCGUUACUGCUUCACUUCCCAACAUUGGCCACGGUAAACUCGAAAUGCGCGAGGAUAAGAAACUACUCGGCACGUCAAAGGAAAGCAGCCUGCUCCAGACGGGUAACAGCUUCUACAAGAGCUUUGCCGUCGAAUGUUCGAAACAACAAAUCUCAGUGGAUAUGUUCCUAUUCUCCUCACAGUACCAGGACGUGGCGUCUCUGAGCAAUUUACCAAGAUACACCGGGGGGCAGACCUACUUCUAUCCUGGCUGGAAUGCUGCCAGAGAAGAAGAUGCCAUGAAGUUCGCCAAAGAGUUCUCCGACUACCUGUCCGCAGAGAUCGGUCUGGAGGCUGUUCUACGUGUUCGUGCGACGACAGGGUUGCGGAUGAGCACCUUCUAUGGCAAUUUCUUCAACCGCAGCUCGGAUCUGUGUGCAUUCCCAGCAUUCCCACGAGAUCAAAGUUACGUUGUGGAAGUUGCAAUCGACGAGACCAUCACGAAGCCAGUUGUGUGUUUGCAGUCCGCUGUCCUUCACACCACGUGUAAUGGUGAACGACGAAUUCGAGUCUUGACGCUCGCACUACCCACAACCCAGCAACUGGCGGAUGUGUACGCAUCGGCUGAUCAGCAAGCUAUCACAGAGUAUUUCAGCCACAAGGCCGUCGAACGUGUCCUCAACAGCGGGCUUGACAGCGCUCGGGACAUGAUUCAGAACAAACUGGUCGAGCUUCUGGCCACGUACAAGAAGGAGCUUGCAGGAGGCAGUAUGGGUGGAGGUGGCCUUCAAUUCCCUGCUAACCUUCGAGGCUUGCCUGUGCUUUUCCUUGCCUUGAUCAAAAACUUAGGCCUCAGGAGAUCGUCACAAAUUCCCAGCGACAUGCGGUCAGCAGCUCUAUGUUUGCUCUCGACGCUACCUCUCCCGUUGCUGAUUCAGUACAUCUAUCCCAAGAUGUUUUCUCUGCAUGAUAUGCCAGAUGAUGCAGGGACGGUGGAUGAGAAGACCGGCGAAAUCAUCCUUCCACCACCGAUCAAUCUCGUGUCAGAAAGGCUCGUGCCGUAUGGAUUGUAUCUGAUCGAUGACGGACAGACCCAAUUCCUUUGGGUUGGACGGGAUGCUGUUCAACAGCUCAUGAUUGACGUCUUUGGACUGGCAGACAAGAGUCAACUCAAAGUGGGCAAGCAACGACUACCCGAGCUGGACAACGAUUUUAGUGAGCGAGUGAGGGCAGUCGUCUCCAAGAGCCGUGACCACCUAUCCAAGGGGGUGGGCAGCAUUGUGGUGCCUCAUCUCUACGUGGUGAAAGAGGAUGGCGAACCAGGUUUGAGGCUUUGGGCGCAAACCAUGCUUGUCGAGGAUCGAGCAGAUCAAGGAGUGAGCUUACAGCAGUGGAUGGGGAUGAUGCGCGAAAAGGUACAGUCAUGA
This is a messenger RNA of Fonsecaea nubica, 2847 nucleotides long. Its product is annotated as protein transporter SEC24. Gene Ontology annotation, cellular component: COPII vesicle coat; endoplasmic reticulum exit site. Gene Ontology annotation, biological process: endoplasmic reticulum to Golgi vesicle-mediated transport; COPII-coated vesicle cargo loading; intracellular protein transport. Gene Ontology annotation, molecular function: zinc ion binding; SNARE binding. The record is from RefSeq and is a predicted model, not a curated record. The coding region runs from base 1 to 2847 and encodes 948 amino acids. The transcript is spliced from 2 exons. NCBI's taxonomy places the organism in Eukaryota, Fungi, Ascomycota, Eurotiomycetes, Chaetothyriales, Herpotrichiellaceae.